CCAAACCGCUGUCAACAGACGUGGAAUAUACAUUUUUCCGUUUUCCUCGCUUUUUCUAUUUAUUUGUUCCACAAAAAACUCUUAUUUUUCUUCAAUACAAAGAAUUAAACUAAUAUUCACAUAAAUUCCAAAUGUAAUCGAUAUAAAGACAAAUUAUGGACAAAACCCACAUUUUCAAGGCUUGCAUUAAAGCCGUCAAAGACGACACACAACAUCCAAUUCUAGAUAAAAAUCGUAUCCUCCAAACUCGUCCACGAGAUGAAUUUGCCAAACAGGCCAAAGAUGCUUGUAACAAAAUUACAACUCUCCGAAAUGUUUUGCUAGAAAAUCGUUCAGCUUAUAUGAAAAUUGGUAUGCAUCUAAAAUCUUCAGCUCAAAUGACCGAUGGUCAGCGAGAUCUAAUCGAUAGAGAAUCAGAAAAGUUUGUAAAUUUCUAUACUGUGCAUUUGGCUCAAUUGCGCAGCGAUUGGAAGAAAAUCAAACGAAAACGACAACAUCAACAACACAUUGAAGUUGUUUUAGAUUUGUUGACUGAAUAUUUGAAAAAUGUUUAUGAUAUUUUCUUGGAACAAAAAAAGUAUAGAGUUCAACAUGAAUUAGAUAGUUAUAGAUUGCUCAAAUUGGCUUCGGAUAAGAAAAAAAUCCCAGUUAGACCUGGCGGGGAGAUUGUCAAGAAGCCAUUGAUGAGUAAAUUAUCGUCAGGUUCUAGCGAAGAAUAUAUUCCUAAUGGUAGCAAUGAUGACCAUGAACAACGACACUAUUCGUCAGCGAAUGGUAGAGAUCGUUCUUCCUAUCGUGGAUUAGAUUCUGAGAAUGAUGAAGAUGAUGAUGACGAUGAUGAUGAUGAUUUUGAUGGUGAACCAACAAGAAUAAGGGAAUUGGAUAGAAUUAAACGAAAAUUAGAAACAAAUGACGAAGCAAAAGUAGCACUCGAUGAAGACAUUCAGAAAUCUCAGCAAUUAGUUGAUGAGGAAGCAAAAGAAUUGAGUCCCGAGGACAUUCAAAUGUUUGAAGAGGAGAAUGUUCAGCUCUUCCAUGAAUUGCAGGGAUUAUCUGAAGAAGUAGAGUUAAUUGAGAAGAAUGUAGUUGAUAUCGCACAGUUGCAGGAUAUUUUCACAGAGAAGGUAUCUUUACAAAAACAUAAUAUUGAGAGAAUUGCUAAUGCAGUUAUAGGCGCCACAGAAAAUGUCAAGGAUGCCAAUGAACAGAUUAAGCAAGCUAUACAACGCAAUGCAGGCCUUAGAGUUUGGUCGUUAUUCUUUUUGUUAGUUAUGUCAUUUGCUUUGUUAUUUUUAGAUUGGUACUAUGAUUAAACAAAAAAAUUAAACAAUUAUAUUAUAUUAUAAUAAAUUAAUAUAAAUUAGAAAA
This is a messenger RNA of Episyrphus balteatus (marmalade hoverfly), 1368 nucleotides long. It is a transcript of the gene Syx18, whose product is annotated as syntaxin-18. Gene Ontology annotation, biological process: retrograde vesicle-mediated transport, Golgi to endoplasmic reticulum. The coding region runs from base 156 to 1313 and encodes 385 amino acids. NCBI's taxonomy places the organism in Eukaryota, Metazoa, Arthropoda, Insecta, Diptera, Syrphidae. Gene Ontology annotation, cellular component: endoplasmic reticulum; SNARE complex. The record is from RefSeq and is a predicted model, not a curated record. The transcript has 2 exons.